CCCUAAUUCAAUGAAGUAAACAUUCAACAUGGAUGGUUUUGAUUUCUUCGUUCCCGUGCUUUAGGUCCUAUUCUAAUUUGUUAUAAUGCUUAAUUAAAAUGAAUUAAAACGUCAUUGUUUAAUUUAAGAAAAUGUCUUCGGAGAGGGUAGAAUGGGUGGAGAUAAUCGAGCCGAAGACAAAGGAGCAUAUGUAUGCUAACCUCACCACUGGGGAAUGCGUCUGGGACCCACCUGAGGGAGUGAAAGUGAAACGCACCGACUCAUCACAGUGGUGGGAGCUCUUUGACAUCAAUACACAUAGAUUUUAUUACUAUAAUGCUUCAACACAGACAACUGUGUGGCAUAGGCCAACUGAUUGUGACAUAAUACCAUUGGCGAAGCUUCAAACAUUGAAACAAAACACGGACCCACAGAAAAGGCGAGAAACAUCUACACAAACAACCCAAUCUGCCCCACAGACGUCGUUGAUAGAACCUACAAGCAGCAAUGGAAACAGUACAUCGGCAACCGCCAGCAAACUUUCACCUGGAAACCUGAAGAUUGUUACACAGACGAGUCCCGUAAGGACGAGGCGAACUCAUUACCAUCAUAGGAAUAGCGGUGAAAGCAGGCGUGGUAGGUUAAGUGAAGAUGGUACGAGCCAAAUAUGCCGGCACACUGACUCCGGUCGGUCUUCCGACAGCAGCAUCAGCAGUGCACAGCAGAGACGGAAACAGGAACUAAAUGCGGCUGCCUGCAAUCCUCCGAUAUGCACACCACAGUUAAGAAAACGUAGCAGCGCGACACCUGCUCACGAACCAGAGAAGUGGUCGCAACAUUCAGGUCUGAACAGAAGCGGCAGUUUUAUAUCGCCCCGUAAAGACGCGUCAGACGACUCGAUGCACGAGAAAUAUUUCAAGUCAGUCGAGAGCACACCGUUGACGAGACGAAAGUUGAAACAACAAUCCGGUGGCGGCUCGUCAUGUGAUUCUGCGUCUCCUCAGAGCCCCAGCAGUCCAUUGCAGAAACCACAGCCUACGCCAUUUUUGCAGACAACAUCGGCUCGCCCCUCCCUGGUGUCGUCGAUAUCGCUGGCGACGGAGGCGGCGGGCGGCGCGUCGCGCGUACUGCACAGCCUGGAGCGGCCGCACCAUCUGUCGCGACACUCCAGGGAGCGGUACUCUGAUAGACAUUUAGACAAGGAUCGUUUGGCGGAACUGGAACGGAUGGACCGCUAUCCUGAGAAACAGGCCGUCUACAGCGUCGACAAACCCUUCAGACAAACCAGCUUAGAUCUGCGGCACAAUCCAGCGGCCAAUUGGAAUCCUUCAAGGGAGUUCACCAGACGCCAACAAGCCGAACCCGAGCGCUACACUUCCAGCAAGACAUCGGUCUCGUCUGGCGGCAGCAGCAAGCAUCGCUCGCAUGAACCCCAUCAUAACUACAUGAGGCUAUCGUCCGCUAAUGAACAGGACAAUAUUGCAGCAGUAAACUACAAAAUGAAAUGCGUAAGUCUAGAGCCGCCGCUGACAGAGCCUAACGUUCAGAAACACAAUCAGAGAAUGGAGAGAACCUCAACGCCUAGUUCGAAACGAACAAAAACGAGGCGGCAUAAGCGACCAGUGGAAGUCGAAGAGCCAGGACUUGAUGGUGAAGAUGAGGAAGACGAGGGUGGCUCGCCCCUCUAUUGCAACUGGGAUCUACGAGGAAUGCAGCAUUUAUUGCCUCUACAAGAUUAUAUCAUACAACAGGCUAAAUUAUCUAGUAGAGGACGUUAUGGUGGAUCCGGAUCGGACAACGAAUCGAACUCGUCUCGUUCACGGUCCGGUUCGGAAUCGCGUUCUCUGUCCGGCCACGAACCGGACAACGAGUCUUCGGACGGUGGCGCCCGUACUCCGGACGACGACGACGGUUCCGGCGUGUACCUACCGCACACGUACGCACAUCGACCUGCCGACGUAGAGUAUAUGAACCAUGGAGUCUCUUAUUAUAAUACGUUUGUCGGGUUUGAUAGAGACCGACAGACGUCACCUGGUAUACAUAGGACGUCAUCGCUAGGAGGCGGUGCUACAGUCCCGGUGGACCCACCGGCCGGGGCGCCCGCACUCUACAGUCCGGUGCGGGCGCAUCCACACCCGCGCCCGUCGGUCCCGCCCGAACAAGACAUCGAGAUAUUCGCCAAAGACAACUUAAAUUUCAACAAAGGCAUAUUUAGAAGGAAGGCUUCUGUCCGCGAUAUGUUAUCGUGGACCUCGUCGUCAAUUAGCGCUCCUAUGGUGGGCGCCGACUGGGACAAAGCGCACAAGAAGGCAGCCAUAGACCUGUUCAGGCUCGUGCAGAUCUACAUGGGCGACAGGAAGGCCAGGCCGGGGAUGACACUCAACUCUGUAGCUCAAGACAUCCUGCACGCUACUUUUGCUAAUGAAAAACUCCGCGACGAGCUCUACGUGCAGCUAUGCAGACAGACAACGGAGAAUCCACUACGCGAUUCAUUGCUGCGCGGCUGGGAGCUGUUGGCGGUGUGCUUGGCUUUCGUUCCGCCAUCGCCUGCGUUUCAACCCGCCCUCACCAAUUACGUCAACAGGCAUCGAGACCCAGCGUUUGCCGAUGCUUUUCCUGAGGUGGGCAAAUGGCCCAUUCACGUUCAAGUAUCACACUAUGCCGGCGUUGCCUGUAAGAGAUUGGAGAGAAUCAGUUUCGCAGGAAAAAGGCAGCCAAGGAAACCGACGACAGAAGAUAUUGAUCAGGCCAGAAUACAAAUAUUUCGUCAGUCGAUGUUCGGAAACACCCUAUCAGAGGUGAUGACGUUACAAAAAGAAAGGUUCCCUAAUAGACAACUUCCCUGGGUUCAAGUGGCCCUGUCCCAGCAAGUUCUAUCGUUAAACGGCAGAGAGACCGAGGGCAUAUUCAGAGUCUCCGCGGAUGUCGAUGAAGUCAACGCUUUGAAGGCGAAGAUCGAUAAUUGGGAACUGCCUGACGCCUCUACUCUUACAGACGCACAUGCCCCGGCUAGCUUAUUAAAGCUUUGGUACAGAGAAUUGUAUGAGCCUUUGAUCCCGGACGUGCUGUACGGCUCGUGCGUCGCCGCCGGGACUGACUUUAUAGCGUGCACGAGAGUUCUACAUCGAUUGCCGCCUUUGAACCGACUAGUACUAACCUACCUCAUAAGUUUCCUACAGCAGUUUACCGCCCCCGAAGUGGUCAGUCAAACAAAAAUGGAUUCAGCUAAUUUGGCCAUGGUGUUCGCGCCCAACUGUCUCAGGUGCACGUCGCAGGACCCGAGAGUGAUCUUAGAGAACGCACGAAAAGAGAUGACCUUCCUCAAAACCCUGAUCACGAACUUGGACACGUCACACGUACAGGACAUGCUGUGACCGACGAAUCUCAGUUAUUGUAACAAUAACAACGGUAGCGAAAUGACUGAUUUCUAGUGAUCUAUAUUAAUAUAUAUAUUCGUUUCCUAAUGUGGUGUUCAAUGCAAAAUCGAUUUCGAUAUCGAGCCGCAGAUUCGUCUUCAAAUGAAAAAAAAAAUUAAGACAAAAGACCAAAUCUAAUCAGAUAAAAAAUACUAUAAGAAGCUAUUAGUUCGACUAAAACAUCGAUAAAUCACUUGACGUGGUCCAUCACUAUUGUGACGUAAUAAUGUCAGGUGUACGUGACGUUUAGCAUCCAUAGUUUCCUGGCCACAUCGAAUUAAUUAUAAAAAAAUAUAUACAUAUACAGAUAUCAUACAUACUUGCAGAGGAGUCUAGUCUUUGUAAUUGCUGUUGUAGUGUAUGUAUGGUAUGAACUGUGUACCUCUCACAUUUUAGAAUUACAGUGACCCAUCUAACAAUAUUUUGAUCACGCCCCUUUGGUGUAGCGCAUCCUGAAAGCACCUCUCAAAACGUAACUUCGAAACUGCGCAUACCACUACGCAAUGUGUUCACAAUUGUUCACGGUCGUCAUAUCAAAAUUUUGAAAUAAUUCAUGGAAUGACAAAAUCGCCUUAUCCACGAAAGCAAUAAAAAGUUUUUAAUAUAUUUAUAAAGUACUAUAAAAUGAUUAUCAGAGGUGUUGUGAGAUCGAGUAGUAAGUACUAUAUAAUAUAUAUCUAUUGCUACUUCUACCAAUUCCAGAGCAUAGUGCGAGAUAUUUUUGGCUAGUACCGAGUAACUGAAUCAUGGAUUACUUCAAUAAUAAAACUUACCGGUUUCAUCUUCACUCUCUCAACUGACUCUAUAUAUAAUAUAGCUGCCCGCUCCGGCUCCGCUUGGGUCUUUAACAAAAAUUUGAACGACGUACUAUAAUAGUUAGACUUAAGCUGUUGCAACACUUUUUGUAAAUAAUAAUGUGUUCUACAAAGUCGUAGUACAUUAUUUUAUUCUAAAAUAUAAUCAAUAGUUUUCGCAGGGCACGCGACGUAAAUAAUAUUUUAGGUGAUUUUUUACACCUUGAUUCGACCAAUCGAUUCAGUAGUUUCGGAGCUUAUUCAAUACAAACAAACAAACAAAUCUUUCCUCUUUAUAAUAUUAGUAUAGAUGAUUUUGAUUUCAAUUCGUUUUUGCAUUUUAGGCAUUAGAAGACUAGGAAAAAGAUAGUUGAAUUUUUGAAACUAUAUCGGUAAUCGUAAAAAAACCUCAUGUGUUUUUAAUUUCGAAAAAUGUAUUUGUUAUAGAUGUGUCACUGUAAUCCUGAAACUCUGAUACACAAGAAAAAGCAGCUAGCUUCCUUUCAACGUAUUCGAUUCUCUUACGUGUAUAUUGUAAAUUAUUUUAAAGACUAUUUUUUGUACGCUAUAUUAUUAUAACUAUGUAAUUUUAUUUGGUUGUACCCAAAGAUAUUUAAUGGUAUGUGAUUAUUUUUUUUAUAAAUUCUAAUAAUAUACAUGAGCUUUACAAAAGUGUAUAUGAUUAUAAUAAUGUGAUUUCGGGGCGAUUGUGUAAAUUUUGCUGAGUUUUUUUUUGUUUCGGGGUCUUGUUAGUGAACUGGGACGAAUGUUUUUUUUAAUGGUUUUAGUUAUGGUUUGUGACGUUAAUUUUUGUGUGUAUCUCUAUGAUUUUAUUCAAAAUAAAAAUUUUUUUUAGAUUUGAGCCUCCACCAUCUGUUUAAGUUUAAAAGUCAUACAAAACCUUUUAAAUAGAAAAUUACGGACUUCAAUGUUCUUUUUACUCUGAGAUUCUCAAGGCACUCGAAUAAAAGGCACCUCUUAUACAACAAGAGACAAUAUUUAUUUUAAAAAAAGACUAAAAUGAUAUUAUUAAUUGGAAUAAGAAUUGCCAUAAUAAAAUUUUCGUUUAUACAAUCAAACGUUUAGAUCGAUGAUUGUGGUUGGCAUUUUUAUUUUGUAUGGGGACAGGCAUCAUUUUGAACCAAAUGCUAUACAAAAUACAUAUAAAGAAAAUUUUAAAGUAUAAAAACGUUUGUAUCCUAUUGAGUAAGAGAUUUUGUACAGAACUGUUGACAAUGUAGUAACAAUUGAGAUUUUGACCUCAUGUUAGUUGUGAUUAGGGUUCCGAUAACCACUUGACACCAGUGUGCUUAGUGCGAGUUUUAUAACGUUCUCGAUAGCGUAAAAGUUAACUCAAUUUUGUAUGGAGUUGCCUAGGUUUGCCGCUAGGGUCGCUGUUCUAACGUCAUAUAAAUUCGAGUUAACUUUUACGCCGUCGAGAACGUUAAGAAAACUCGCACUAAGCGCACAGGUCAAUAAAUAAAUAUUAUAUAAUUUGUUAAUUUAAAGCUUUCAAUAGUAUUGCGAUCUAUAAACAACGUAGUCACGCAUUCGUCUCAGCUCCUUCAAGGCUCAAGUGUCAAUUAAAUGUAACAAUUUAAUUAAGUUAGCAUACUGAUCAACCUCGGUUACGAAUCAUCGACUGAAUAAUUCUCAUAAUUCAUAAAAAUUGUAAUAGAUGGCUUUCAUUGUAGAAACGACUUUCUUUCCUUCCAAAAUGAAUAUAUAGAUAUAUAUCAAAAGUGUGAAUAAAUCCUUGUGUCCUUAGUAAAAUAGUGGAGAUGAAAUAUUAAAUAUAUAUAAUGAAUUAGAUCUUUACGAAAAAAAUCAAUUUAGUGGACACAAGAUAGAAAAAAUAUUUUCUGAUAGAUUCAAUUGAUAAUGUUUUAAAAAUCUUGAAUAGCGUAAUCUCAAAAAAAUUAUGAAUAGCCUCUUUUAAUUCUAAAAAACUUUCAAUGUAAAAUGUUCCUCAGUGCUUUACGGUAUUCAGAUUUAUAAUGUAAAAAUUUUGUAGUUUCUGCUCUUUCAAUAAUAGGAAAAUCGAUUAAAGUACGCGUAGUAUAGAAAGUCUAUUAAAAUAAGAGCUAAAUAAAUUUGGCAAUUUUGGCGAAAUCUAAUCUUAAUUCAGACGAACAUAAACCUGUUCAAGAUGUCAUCCCGCGUCUUUUAACCGGUCGAUCUGUUUGUAUACUACGGGCACAGCGGUAACAACGGUAUUAAGUGCAGAGGUUACUUUAAACGAUAGUAAUCUUAACUAGAAUCGAAUGAAAACCCAAAUAUAAUAUUAUUAUCAACUUUAAAUACGUUCGAUACAGACAAAGGUCGUUGAGGCCACUAAUCAGUGUGCUUAGUGCGAGUUUUUUUUAACGUUCUCGAUAGCGUAAAAGUUAGCUCAUAUUUGUAUGGAGUGGGAUCGUUUUCGUACGUUAGUCGCUAGGGGCGCUGUUCCAGUUGCAUACAAAAUUGGCUUAACUUUUACGCUCUCGAGAACGUUAAGAAACUCGCACUAAGCGCACCGAAAAUCGUAUCGUGCUGUAUACCUCGAGAUGCGUCGAAGUCGAAGUGUAUGGGAUUUAAUAUCAUACGGAUGAUAAAGUGACUGUUUCCGAGGCUACGAAUGUUUUGCGUCUGAAAUAGGCAGAAUAGUGGUAUCUACCCUUGCACGUUCACAAACAAAGUUAGAUUUGACAGUGAAUUAAAUAUGAAUAAACAUAAAGCAUCUCUUUUGAUUAAAAAAAAACAAAAAAAAAAACAUUUCUAUAUAUCAAAUCAAAUCAAAGGGUGGGGCAGCCGUUGUAACUAUACUUGAGACCUUAAAACUUACAUCUCAAGGUGGGUGGCGCGUUUUACGUUGUAGAUGUCUAUGGGCUCCAGUAACCACUUAACACCAGGUGGGCUGUGAGCUCGUCAACCAAUCUAAGCAAUAAAAAAAAAAGAAAUUUAUAUUUACUUCCUUGCCAGAAGUAAAAGCAGCGCUAAUAAAUAAAUAAACGUGCAUUAUUACCGUUCGAAGUUUUUCAUAGAAACAUUUUGCAAGUACAAAUAAUUUUGGUUAGAGAACAUCAUGAGAAACUAAAAUUAUAAUUCGCUGUAAAUUAGCUUGUUUAUUCGAAUUUAACGAGCCUGUAAAAAAUAACGAAGCCACAUCCGUAACCUCAACCGUUUGUUCAUGCAGCAGUCACAUUAGAUAAUGAUUUAUUAAAUAAUCAUUUUGCGCAAAACGUAUCACAUUGAGGAGAUAUUCGAAAAAUAGUAUCGGAAAUAAAAGGUUUUAUGUUUCAAGGUAAAAAAAAACGAAAUUUUAAACAAUAGUGACGCAAUAAAAGAUAAUUUAAUUAUUUUCGUUAAUAAAAAUCAAAACCUACUUAGCAGAAAACGGUUAAUUCUAGUAAAAUUAGGCUAGUUAAGCUUCCCAUUCCAUUUUUAAUGAAAAUAAUAGAAUUAUUACACGUUGUGUUACGUCACUAUUCGAUAAACAAAGAGCAACGUUGCUUCAAACGCAAUGUUCGUUGGCGGGAAAUGAUCUCAAAAAUUCAUUCUUGUUAAUGCAGAUUUAUUUUGUAUUUUUUUGUUAUUUUAUCGCAUUUUUGAAACAUUUUUUACGAUUCGUCAAAGGUGUUACAGCCAACUGUUCAUGUUGUAUCCGAGAAAUUAACAUUCGCACAAUCUCUUAGAUAUUGUUCUUGCCUUAUCAUUUGGAAGAUUUACACCGAUGUUACCAUGAAACAAUACGUGCCAUAGACAACAAAAACGGUUUUCAUUAUGUUGUGGUGGGUUUUUUUCUUAAUUCUUUUUUUAAUUUAGAACGUAGUUGCUAGCUUGCGUAGGCUUUACAUAUUUGGCGCUAUGGAACGUAAUUUCGGCAUGCGCUUUAGUAUACAAUAAUGUUAUAAAACAUUUUUAUCCAAGAUAUUGUAGGUGAUAAUAAAAAGCAAUAUAGAGCACAAUUUAUUUUUCUGUGUAAAUUUUUUAGCUAAUAUAUAUUAUAAUACUAUAAAAUUGUUAAGCAUGCAUUUAUAUAACUAAUAAUAUGAUCCUCAAUUAUAGGAAAUUAUAUAAGUGCUCCUAAAAAUUCGCAUUAUAUAAUAUUAUAUAGUGCUUAAAUAUUCCAAAUAAUAAAGAAAUAUAAUCAAAUACAAACAGAUAUAAUAAAUAAAUAUAAAAAUAAAUGAAAAAUUAAAUUCUCUAUGUAAAUAAAUAAUACGCCUAUUUUUUUUCUUGUUAUUCGUGACAAUAUGCGUAUGAUGUUCAUAAUGUAGAUUUAUCAAUGUAAAUGUGAAUGAUGUGGAAUAAACUAUUGAUUAUCCAUUGGAUAAUUGCGAAUACCAA
Messenger RNA from Bombyx mori (domestic silkworm), 8518 nucleotides. It is a transcript of the gene RhoGAP93B, whose product is annotated as rho GTPase-activating protein 39. The transcript is spliced from 22 exons. The record is from RefSeq and is a predicted model, not a curated record. Gene Ontology annotation, cellular component: cytoplasm; cytoskeleton. NCBI's taxonomy places the organism in Eukaryota, Metazoa, Arthropoda, Insecta, Lepidoptera, Bombycidae. Gene Ontology annotation, biological process: signal transduction. Gene Ontology annotation, molecular function: protein binding; GTPase activator activity. The coding region runs from base 132 to 3353 and encodes 1073 amino acids.